Molecule: messenger RNA, 702 nt
Organism: Cyphellophora attinorum
Lineage: Eukaryota; Fungi; Ascomycota; Eurotiomycetes; Chaetothyriales; Cyphellophoraceae
Product: Nucleolar protein 16
Exons: 2
Coding region: 1-702 (233 amino acids)
Biological process (GO): ribosomal large subunit biogenesis
Cellular component (GO): nucleolus
Source: RefSeq, a predicted model, not a curated record
AUGGGUCGCGAGCUCCAGAAAAAGAAGAACCGCUCCGGCAUCACCAAGUCUCGCCCGAAACUCAGCAAUAGCAAGCGCACCAAAACCGGAAGACGGAAAGUUGAUUUUGGCAACAAUGAGAUCCUGUCGAGAAACUGGAACCGAAAACAAACCCUCUCCCAGAACUACGCGCGAUUGGGCCUCUCAUCUAAACUCGUCGCGCCCUCCGGCGGCGUCGAACGUCACUCACGCACAAGCGCCCCCUCAUCCACUGUCAACGCGAAUGACUCGCUAACCAUCAAGAGUGCUCGUCCCGCAAAGAAGCUCAUUCCCACCGAAGUACAUGUAGAGCGAGACGCUGCGGGCAACAUUCUACGAGUUGUCAAUGGCCAAGCCGACGACGAUGAAGACAUGGAGGAAGAGAACCCACUGAACGACCCGCUCAACGACCUCGAAGCGAGACCACCGCCAGAGGUCAAGGCCAGCACAGCGAUCGUGGAGGCGUUGGAGGCUGAAGCCGCGGAAGAGGAGGCGCGGCUUGCGGCGAAGAAGCAGCCGAGAAAACAAAGUACGCGAGAAGAGGAGUGGAUUUCGAGGCUGGUGGAGAAGUACGGGGACGACUAUGCGAAAAUGACGAGGGACAGGAAGCUCAAUCCAAUGCAGCAGAGCGAGGGGGAUCUGAAGAGGCGGGUGAGGCGGUGGAGGGAGAAGAAUGGACGUUGA